UUUCUAUAAAAAUGUUGCUUCUGUUGUGUUGUGAUUUGUGAGGCUGUGAUAAUCUGACCUACUAGCAGGUUUUCUAAGUAAAGUUAUUUGUAAGAAUUUUCAUGUGAAAUGAAGCACUCAUGUCUUUAAACUUCUGCACUAUUUUUUCACCUUAGCUCAUAUUAUUCUUCUGAAUAUUGCUAUGAACCAUUGAGCAUAUUAUAGACCCGUCCUAUUUAAAUACUUGUGUUGCUUUGAAACGUCAACUUUAAGUUUUAGAUGCUUGAGGAAAUUUUACAGUGGAUGAUCUGUGCCUAUGAUCUAUGUGCUAUUCUAAUGCAAAUAUGUAAAAUUAAGAUUAAAAUUUAAGAACCACUUGUAGCUGAAAAUACUACAAUCAAAUUUUAGUCCACAUUAAAUUCCUGGCUGGCUAUCUUUCUGGUUCAAACUUACUGAUUUCUGAUAAAGAGAACAAUGGCUCUGUCAAUGAACCUGAUCCAUAUUGGUCUCAACUUUCGCCUGAGUACUAAACCCAAAGUUGGGGUCUCUGGAAGGUUUACGUCCAGAUCUUCAGCAGGGCUUCGUGUUCGAGCCGUCCAAGAUAAUGGCGGAUCACGGAGGCUAGUUGACAUCAUUCGACUCGUGCCUGAACUCUCGAGGAAUUACUUCAAGAGCCCUUCUCGCAGGACCCUAUUCGGUGGAAUCUCCUUGCUAGGUGGAUUCUAUGUUGCACAGACAAUCUCCCUAUCAUUUGGAGCUCUAGGAGUCAAUGAUGUCAUUGCAGCAGUGCUUUGUGUUCUUCUUACAGAGUAUGUGACUAAGUUCUAUUACAGCAGGCCUAAAGUUACUUUUCCUAUUGCUCUUCUGAACAAUUUCAAAAUGGGUUUCACUUAUGGUCUCUUCAUUGAUGCCUUCAAGCUUGCCAGUUAAUCUUUAUUGAUAUCUUAGUGCAACUUCUCCUCUUCAAAAUUUGUUCCAUUAUUUAUCAAGAAAAAUAUAAUUAAGCCCCCUAAAUUACAGUCCAUGUAGAAUUUACACCUUAAACUUUCAAAUAUGUAAUUUGAUACCAAGUUGUAAAUAAUGCACAAAUAGUGGAUCCAAUAUUGCUGUCAGCAUUAGAAUUAGUUAGGUUAUGUAUUCUCAUCAAACCUCUCACAAAUUAUGGUGAAAGAACAACAGAAUGUUUUGGUUUUGUGGAAAUGUUUCUUGUCCAGUUAAUAUCAUCUUCAUCAAUGUUAGGUGAGGUGAUGGUAUUAAAACAUCACUUUUAGAAGAGGAAUGUUGCAAUUCAAGUUCAUUUGAUGGGUAGAAACCCCCUAUUAUGCCUGAAUUUAUCA
Molecule: messenger RNA, 1316 nt
Organism: Arachis duranensis
Lineage: Eukaryota; Viridiplantae; Streptophyta; Magnoliopsida; Fabales; Fabaceae
Exons: 2
Coding region: 454-909 (151 amino acids)
Source: RefSeq, a predicted model, not a curated record